Molecule: messenger RNA, 921 nt
Organism: Debaryomyces hansenii CBS767
Lineage: Eukaryota; Fungi; Ascomycota; Pichiomycetes; Serinales; Debaryomycetaceae
Gene: PPH3
Product: phosphoprotein phosphatase PP4 catalytic subunit
Exons: 2
Coding region: 1-921 (306 amino acids)
Biological process (GO): double-strand break repair via homologous recombination; peptidyl-serine dephosphorylation
Cellular component (GO): nucleus; cytoplasm
Molecular function (GO): protein serine/threonine phosphatase activity
Source: RefSeq, a predicted model, not a curated record
AUGUUGAACCUAGAUGAAACUAUCGAGGCGAUCAAAUUAUGCAAACAUAUACCAGAGUCAGAUGUUGAAGAAAUCUGCUCUAAGGCUAUUGAGUUAUUAAUCGAAGAGGCUAAUAUUCAGCAUGUUGACACACCGGUAACUAUAUGCGGGGAUAUACAUGGACAGUUGCAUGAUUUAAUAACUUUAUUCAAGACUGGUGGAGAAUGUCCGCAGACGCAGUACUUAUUCUUGGGAGAUUUUGUAGAUAGAGGGUUCUAUUCGUUAGAGAGUUUUUUAUUGUUGUUGACAUUGAAAGUGAGAUAUCCCGAUAAGAUAACGUUGAUUCGAGGGAACCACGAGUCGAGACAGAUAACUACCGUGUAUGGAUUCUAUGACGAAUGUGUUCGCAAGUAUGGUUCUGUGAAUGUGUGGCGAUACUGUUGCGAAGUGUUUGAUUAUCUCUCUCUAGGAGCAAUCGUAGGAGGCAAAGGAGGUGUGUUCAGUAUCCAUGGUGGGUUGAGUCCUGAUAUAGAUACAAUUGACCAGAUAAGGGUACUCGAUAGAAAACAAGAGGUACCUCACGAGGGGGGCAUGUGUGAUUUAUUGUGGUCGGAUCCAGAAUAUGUUCCUGGAUGGGCAAUAUCACCACGAGGAGCAGGUUUCCUUUUUGGUGAGAACGAGGUCAAUAGGUUCUUGCAGGUGAACGAUAUCUCUCUCAUUGCCAGAGCACACCAAUUGGUAAUGGAAGGAUACAAGGAAAUGUUCAACCAAGGCUUGGUAACUGUGUGGUCUGCUCCUAAUUACUGUUAUAGAUGUGGUAACAUUGCCCUGGUUCUAACUAUAGACGACAACCUAAAUCGUAAUUACAAAGUAUUUAAGGCCGCGUCUCAAGAUAUAACUGCUAUUCCAUCUAAGAAGCCCCCGGUGGACUAUUUCAUAUAG